AUGGAAACUCUUGACUUUGUCGUGGUUGGAGCAGGUUGGGCAGGACUGGCUGCGGCAAAGACACGCCACCAGCUGCAUCUUGAGGAAUCCAUGGCUAUCAUCGACUCGGCUUCUACUCUGGGCGGCACUUGGGCAGAGCAUCGCCUAUAUACUGGCCUCAACACCAACAACAGAUUAAGCACUUAUGAGUAUCCGGAUUUCCCGAUGGACACGGACACUUUUGGUACGAAACUAGGCGAGCACAUCCCUGGCGAGGUGGUACACAGAUACCUAAAUAUGUACGCUCAGCACUUUGGCAUAUACGACAAAAUGCGUUUUGAGCACAAGGUUGAAAUAGCAGAGCAUCAAGAAGAUGGCGGCUGGAUUUUGACAGUGAGCAACACAAAAGCCGGCAAGGUUGUCAUGAUCAAGGCCAAGAAACUUGUCCUCGCUACCGGUGUCACUUCUGAGCCUUUCCUGCCACAUAUUGAAGGCCAAGAGGGGUUCGGAGUUCCGCUUUUCCACGGAAAAGACUUGCUCAGACAUGAGGACACCUACAAGACUGCCAAAUCAGUGACAGUAUUCGGUGGUACAAAGUUGGCUUGGGAUGCCAUAUAUAACUAUGCAACCAAAGGGAUCCAAGUGGACUGGGUCAUCCGAGAGUCUGGGCACGGUCCUGCGUGGAUGUCUCCUUCGAUAGUUACGCCUUUCAAGAAGCUCCUUGAGACACUCCCACAUAUACGCAUGCUAAGUUGGUUCAGCCCAUGUACUUGGGGUGCAGCGGACGGUUAUGCAAAGAUUCGCCGGUUUUACCAUGGAACUUUUAUUGGGCGAGCCAUCGUCGACACGUUCUGGAAAAUCCUUGCCAAUGAUGUCCACGGACUCAAUCAAUAUGACUCUCAUCCCGAGACGGCUAAGCUCAAACCAUGGAGUAGUAAUCCAAUGUUUGUGGCCACAAGCUUGUCUAUUCUCAACUAUGAGACAGACUUUUUCGACCUUGUCAAGAAUGGUUUGAUUAGGAUUCAUAUUGCCGACAUCGAGAGCUUGAGCAGUCAGACUGUACACUUAUCCAAUGGCACGAAGUUGCAUACAGAUGCGAUGUGCUGCGUGACAGGGUGGAAACACGUUUCACCCAUCAAGUUCCUUCCUGAAGGCAUUGAGGAAGAAAUAGGCAUUCCACACACCCCGUCUCCAGAGUCAUUCCCUUCCAAGCCGCUUCUGGACCAGAUCGAUAAAGAAAUCUUCGACCAGUUCCCUCGUCUCAAGAAUCAGCCAGUGAAAAGGGGGGCAAACGGCAAAUAUCAACCGCUACUGGACAACAAAGGUAUCUCAAGUACAGAUGCAAUCACGCCUUCGACGGUGCUGACACCGUAUACGUUAUACCAUUUCAUCGCACCGCCAUCAGGUCGGUUCCUGAAAUCUCGAGACAUCGCUUUUGUGGGAAUGGUGCACAACUUCGGCACGACCAUGGUUGCCCUUAUUCAGUCAAUAUGGGUCAGCGCCUAUUUUGAUAAUGAAAUCCCAUCAUUGCCUCGCAACCCUUCGCCCGACUUCCUAGCUCGCUUGCAGCAUGAUACAGCGCUCCAUAGUCGGUUUGGGAAAUGGAGGUACCCUUAUGGAUAUGGACACAUUUAUCCAGAUUUUGUGUUUGACGCGGUUCCGUACAUGGAUCUUCUCCUGAAAGAUUUAGGCUUGCCGAUUUACCGCAAGAACGGCUUAAUUGCUGAGAUAGCACAUCCAUACGGUCCAAAGGAUUAUAGCACAUUAGUGCAAGAGUGGAAGAUGAAACAGAUGGGGACAGACGCUCCAUGGUAUCAAUGGCUGCACUCGCUGAACUACUAG
Messenger RNA from Fusarium sp. VM40, 1821 nucleotides. NCBI's taxonomy places the organism in Eukaryota, Fungi, Ascomycota, Sordariomycetes, Hypocreales, Nectriaceae. The record is from the annotation of a GenBank genome assembly.